AUGAAAAAUGUGCCGACCUCUGUCACCUGCGAAUUCUCGGGAAUAUCACAGCCAUUAAAUUCAGGGUGUGCUCACCAUUUUGACAAAGCUAAGAACUGCUGCAAUGAGUGCCAAGCAGGCUUCCAUCUCUCAACUCCAUGUACCGCGGAGAAACCCGUGCAAUGCAAACCUUGCGGAGAAGGCGAGUACCUGGACCACAAUAAUUCUCAGACAGAAUGCUUGAAACAGAUCGAGUGUGAUCAAAUGAAGAGAUUUGAAGUUCUCCGUAAAGGAGAUUCAGUGACUGCUACACAAUGCACAUGUAAGGCAAAUUACCACUGCUCCCAGGACUGUGAAUAUUGUCUCAGGGACAAUCCCUGUUCCCCAGGGUCUGAAGUGAAAGAAAAAGUUAUCCUGGGCAACAGUGUAAAGCCAGCCCUUGUAAGUAAGCGAGCAUCGUGGGUCAUCAAGGACAUCCAUAAAGGCUCCAGCUCGAAGCACAGCCUUCCAGGAGGUAUAUCAGAGCCGCACAGGAGAUACUGUGAUUUAAUGCUAGAACUUACGAUCGCAAAGCGCAUAAGAGAGUCAGAUGUAUCCACUGAUGUUUCCUGUGGCUACUUCAGUGUUGAGCUGAAAUCCAAAUGGAUUCAGGAAUUUGAACAUGUAAACAGGAAAUCUGAUACCAGGUGCAGACCAUGUCCUGCGAUGCAUUUUUCAAAUGAGACUUCAUUUACAGUGAAAUGUAAACAAAUGACCAAUUGCACACUCCUUGGACUAAUGGAGAAAGUACCUGGCAACGCUACGGCUGAUGCUGUGUGCAUCGAAUUUGCUGCAUCAACAUUACUCAGUUCAGAUGAUACAAUGUUGACCAUUGUUGUGGGCCUUGCAUGUGGAUGUACAAUGCUUGCAGUGUUUAUCUGUGCCAUAAUAUCCCACAGAAAGACUCUGACAACUUUAACAGAUUCUGUUCAACUAAGAUUUGCUAAUGCCUGGUGCAGUAUUAGCGGGAGAAAGAGAAAUGAGGGAUAUCCUCCUUUGAAUCCAGUGAUUAAAGCUGAUGACCAUAAUUGGGAUCCGGAGAGCAAGUUAUUUCUGCAACAUAAAAAUCUGGUGGAGAAAACUGAUCAAAACAAUGGUUCCAUAUUCUGUACAUUAGCAGAAUGUCCAGAUUGUAACCCUCUGUGGAAUCCUUACUGCGGAGGUGAGACCCUGUCGACUACCAAACUUUCCCCAAAGAUCCCAAAGGAAAUUCCAGAUGUUGCAAAAUAUAUUAGAAGUGAAGGAGGAGGUUCCAACACAAUUGUUGUGGCCAAUGGGAACAGUGGAACUUCACUAAACCCUCUGAUGUCUGUGGGCUAUGAGAUGGAGGAGUCAAUUCACAGUGACUCAUCCACAUUAGAAGUCAGAAACAGUGUCUGUCCCUUCAGAAACGGCCAAAAAAAAGGUCCAGCCUCGGACAGUACAAUUCUGUUGUGCUCUACUCAAUCAGGCAUAUACUGUACUCCAAAGCAUGAUUGUAAUUUGUAUUGUCAAAGUAACUCUUCCAGCUCUACCCAGAAGGCUGAGAACAUUGAUAGACUUGAUUCCAGCAACUAUAGUUCUGCCCAAACCAAUCCGGGUGAUGAAAAUAGACACGAUUCAGCAAAUUCAGUGCCAACGGGCUUUUCACGUGGAAGUAACAUGAAGUAUAAUACCAGUGGCCAGUCAGUAUCGAGUGCUGGUGGUUCAGUCAUUUUCAAUGUAAUUGUCAAAGUGAAAAAUGGUACAGAUGAGGGCAACAAAGGAGGUGUAAAUGAUAGAACAAAAAUUGCCACAGAAAACAAAGACAAAGGAGAAAAUUUUAGAAGAAUUCACAGGUUCUCUGACAAAGAGGAGAAAUCAGGCAGUAUGUGGUGUUUUGAAACAGACACAGGAUUGCCUGUUAUGUCUUUCCCCGUGCAAGAAGAACAAACUAGUCUUACUGACCAUCAAGUCAACUUUCCCAUUCAAGAGCAAAUAAAGAGCAGGCAAAGCUUGGAAGAACCUUCGGUCCUUACUGAUGGAACAGUAAACCAGGAAUGUUGCUGCCAUUCCAGAUUAAACACCUUUCCUAUGCAAGAAGAUGGAAAAUCAGAACAUUUACCAAAAGAGGAAGAAAAUCAAUGA
Messenger RNA from Amblyraja radiata (thorny skate), 2124 nucleotides. RefSeq lists its product as uncharacterized. The transcript is spliced from 12 exons. Gene Ontology annotation, molecular function: cytokine binding; tumor necrosis factor receptor activity. Lineage: Eukaryota; Metazoa; Chordata; Chondrichthyes; Rajiformes; Rajidae. Gene Ontology annotation, cellular component: external side of plasma membrane. Bases 1 to 2124 code for a protein of 707 amino acids. Gene Ontology annotation, biological process: tumor necrosis factor-mediated signaling pathway; response to interleukin-1; positive regulation of bone resorption. The record is from RefSeq and is a predicted model, not a curated record.